AGGGGCUCGAGCAGACAACUUUCAGUGAAACUUAACUGUUGCUGCUGCAGGAAAGAUCGUUUCUGGUUAAAACAUAAUGAUGGGUUGCUGUUGCACAUCACGCCAUCCAUCAAGCCAUUCAGCUCCUCCUGAAAUAUCGAUAUUAUUCAAACAGGAACUGCCUCAAUGUAAAAAACAGGUAACCUACAGGAUUCCAGCUCUCAUAUAUAUCAGUGACAAACAAACCUUCCUUGCCUUUACUGAAAAGCGGAAAACCCCAAGUGACACAGAUGCAGAAGUGCUUGUGAUGAGAAAAGGAUUGUGGAAGAAUGACAAUAAUCCAGUUAAGUGGGUCAGUGGUCAACAGGUGUUCACUUCAGCUUGUCUACCAAACUACCGCAGCAUGAAUCCAUGUCCAGUCUAUGAGAGAGAGUCCGAAACCCUCUUCCUGUUUUUCAUUUGUGUCCCUGUUGGGGUGUCUGAACAGCAACAAAAAAAAGAGAAAAAGAAUCAGGCACGCCUUUGUUACGUAACCAGUAAGAACACUGGUAAAACCUGGAGUGCCGUUACUGAUUUGACAGCAGAUGUGAUAGGUGAGCAGGAGAAGAACUGGGCCACCUUUGCUGUUGGACCAGGACACGGAAUUCAGAUGAAGAGUGGGAGACUGAUUAUCCCAGCAUACACAUAUUAUUUCACAAUAGCAUACAGUGAUGAUAAAGGAAGCACUUGGCAUAUUGGAAAGUGUGUGGAUGGUGAGUCUAAUGAAUGUCAGAUGGCUGAGAUCAUCGAUGAUGAAGGCAACAGUAUACUUUACUGCAAUGCUCGAAGCACAAACCACUACAGGAAUGAGGCUCUAAGUGAAAGUAAAGGAAAAGAUUUUGACAAGUCUUCAUUUGUAAAUAAACUGAUAGAGACUGGACAAGGUUGCCAAGGAAGCAUGUUGAGUUUUGCCCCUAAUCAAGUGUCUGCAAAAACAUGGCUGCUAUACAGCCACCCAACCAAUGCAACCAAUCGAUUGAGCCUCGGCAUAUACUUAAAUAAAUGCCCGAGUGACGCUUCUGGAUGGGGGAAUCCUGUGAUCCUGCAUGAGGGUCCAAGUGGAUACAGUGAUCUGACUCAGUGUGGGGAUGAAAAACACUUUGCCUGUCUCAUGGAGUGUGGAGAGAAAAGUGAGCUUGAAAGAAUAGGCUUUGUCCUGUUUGAACAGAAAGAUGACAAGGCCGAGAAACUACAAUUUACUAAAUAGAAUUGAUUAAAUUACAGCUAAAACAGCAUAUGUAAUCACAAAUGUUACAUUAAACCUUUAAAAAUAACCAAAAUAUUAACAUGAUAUAGAAUUUCAUGCAAGAGUUUGAACUUCUUUAUACUGUAGACUAACCAAUGAAUAUAACCAACUUACUGUGGGUCUUUCACCAUAUUAUUUUAACAAGUAUAUUUUAAAGAAUAAAGAGAAAAAUCCAGAGAAUUCCAGACAUUAUCAGAUGCCACAGAUUGUCAAAAAGACAGUAAAAAUGCAUGCUAAGGUUUGAUAAAUCUACAGUUCAAUUUUUUUCCUGGAAAAUGGACACUCAGAAACUGGUCUCUACAAUUCAGUCUCGAAAUCCAAAGAGCGCGUCUAGACUCGUCAUGAGCAACAGCAGGACUGUGUCAGUAUCAAUUUUAAAAAAACACACUGCAGUGAUUCAUUUCUGAAUGACUGCAAGUUUUGAAAUAAUGGGGUGAACCAAUGAUCCAGUGGUCCACUUAUAAAGUGACCUAUUUACUUUAUUCCUGAAUUACACACCCAUUAAUAGCUCUUCUGAGAAAAGAUCUAAAAUCAUUUGCUGAUGAAUUUCACCAAACAGAAACAACAAAGUAUAAUAAUAACCAUCCUUAUCAAAACUCAAAGACAGUGUUAUUUAUUAAUAUUG
This is a messenger RNA of Danio aesculapii, 1889 nucleotides long. It is a transcript of the gene neu3.5, whose product is annotated as sialidase 3 (membrane sialidase), tandem duplicate 5. Lineage: Eukaryota; Metazoa; Chordata; Actinopteri; Cypriniformes; Danionidae. The record is from RefSeq and is a predicted model, not a curated record. Gene Ontology annotation, cellular component: membrane; lysosome; cytoplasm. Gene Ontology annotation, biological process: oligosaccharide catabolic process; ganglioside catabolic process. Gene Ontology annotation, molecular function: exo-alpha-sialidase activity.